AAAAAAAAAAAAAAAAAAGACAAGAAGUACGGUUGCAACAUUGUGCGACUUCAAGAAACGUCAAUCCCUGCACUACGCUACAAAGAAUCUAUAUUUCUUUCGAGUCCGACCGUCGAGAACUUCUGAGUUGACUCCCGCCAUACUUCCGUCAUCAUGUCGACCCUCACCCGCGCUUUCACCAAACGCAACAAGCGUCCUGAGGUCUCCGCACCCAUGCCCUACCGUGAGGGCCAGGUCAAGUUCAACGCCGGUACUAUCAAGCGAGGAAACAUUUCGGCGCCCGUGGAGUUGUUGUCGACUACGAACAUGCUAGCUUACAACGCACCCGAUCUUCACUCGGCCACUUCGUCAUCGACUUCAUCGCUGCAGUCCCCCGAUGACUCGGAGUUGUCGUUCUCCCACCAGAGUUUCGGAUCGCAGAUUACCACCCCGGAUGAUUCGCCCAUCGAUUCCAACCCUGUGCCGUCGUAUUUCCCCAAGCGGUCGGCCACGGUGACCAGUCACCCCCGCUCGUCGACGUCGACAUCCUCGUCCACGGAGGCCCCGUUGGUUCCCAAGCGGGCCCUCUCGCACACGAAGCGAUCGCAUCAGGAGCUGGCUCGCAAACGCUCCCUAUCCCGGCUGUCCCCUCCUCCGUUGAACUCUAGCCGCAGCGGCCCCGCACUUCGAACGACGCAGGACUUUUUCCAGCCCGAGCCUCAUCCAUUUGGGAAGGAGCUGGAGCAAGUCAACGAAGUGGUGGAGGAGUUCGGCGGUGGACACCGAGUGUUGGACGAAGAGGAAAUGCUCUUGCAAAACAAGGGUCUGAAGAAGUUCACUGUCAACGAUUACCUGGUGGAGAUCGAAGAUCUGUAUGGCAGCAUCUUCGAUGAUCAACUUGGGCCUAUUGGCUCUACCUCCUGGCUUUGAAGUCAUUGAUUCUUUUUAUGCCACGAACACCAUGGCGUUUUCCCCGAGCAGGCCACAAGAACUGGAUCUUCUUUUAUAUCUCUUGGGCGCCAUUCACGACCCACUAAUAUUCGCUCUUUGACGAUGUCAUCUAAUCACUUGUCUUUCUAUCUGUCUCUAUCUCUCACCCCCUCUCUCUCUCGCUUUUUAUUUCCUUUAUCAGUCUUGCUCUAUACCAUUGGGAGGAUCUUCGUUCCCCUAUGUUGUGCUUUAUUUGUGACUCCUUUGCUUUUUGACGUUGUGUUGGAAUGGGAUAUGUCAGGGUACAUUAUGGAAGAGCACAUAACGAGUUUCUCGGAUCUGUUUUGCUUGUAAGUUCAAUAGCGAGUCUAGAAUUUCAGCCAGAAUGUAUGACCCAUUCGACGACGG
Molecule: messenger RNA, 1317 nt
Organism: Aspergillus steynii IBT 23096
Lineage: Eukaryota; Fungi; Ascomycota; Eurotiomycetes; Eurotiales; Aspergillaceae
Exons: 1
Coding region: 154-909 (251 amino acids)
Source: RefSeq, a predicted model, not a curated record